This is a messenger RNA of Plasmodium relictum, 2772 nucleotides long. Its product is annotated as fam-j protein. The record is from RefSeq and is a predicted model, not a curated record. The transcript has 9 exons. NCBI's taxonomy places the organism in Eukaryota, Apicomplexa, Aconoidasida, Haemosporida, Plasmodiidae. The coding region runs from base 1 to 2772 and encodes 923 amino acids.
AUGUUAUAUAUUAAUUUUUUUUUUUAUUCCUUACAAUAUUUUAUAUUAAUUAAUAUUUGCAUUUCACAAGAAUCACAAGAGGAAAGCCCAGAUUUAUUUUCAGAAGAAAUAUCUUCAAAUAUUUAUAUAAAAGAAAGCUCUCCCAGUAUGAGAAAUUUGAUUGAUACAGUAAAUAUAGAACAAGAUGAAAUUCUUGAUUUAGAAAGUACAUAUAUUCCUUUCCCUAUGGAAGAAAAAAAUUCAAAUUCUGACAAUGAAGAUUACCCUUUUGGAAUGGGUUUAAUUGACACAAUAAAUUUAGAGAAAAGUGAGUCAUGUGAUAUAGCAAAUAUUUUAGAUGAAAUUCUAAAUACAUUACCAGAUUCGUUAACAGAACCAAUCGAUUUACUCUCUGAACAUGAAAACUCAACCAUUCAUGCUGAAGCAGGACCUUCUAGCAUAAGUUUAAUAGACACAAAAGAUACAGAACAUAAAUAUCAUGUUAAAUUACAAAAUACAUUAAGUGAAAUUCUAAGUACAUCACCAGAUUCACAAACACAAUCUUUCAAUUUACUUUUUGAGCAUAAUUAUGCAAUAAAUGUUACUCAUGGAAAAUCAUUUAGUGUAAACAAUUUAAUGAAUACAGAAAAUGUAAAACAGGAAGACCCUGUUGAAUUACAAAAUAUUUUAGAUGAAAUUCUAAAUACAUUACCAGAUUCAUUAACGGAACCAAUCGAUUUACUCUCUGAAUAUGAAAACUCAAUCAUUCAUGCUGAAGCAGGGCCUUCUAACAUAAGUUUAAUGGGCACAGAAAAUGAAAAACAUAAUGAUUCACAUAAGCCACAGUCUAUUUUCAAUUAUCCAUCAGUAACUCCCAAUUAUUUGAAAGGAGAAUUCCUUAAUUCACUCUUAGAAGAUCAAUGUCCAUCUAUUAAUUAUGAAGAUAUACUUCCCACUACUAGCAAUUUAAUGAUCCCAGAAAAUGUAGAACAUGAAGAAUAUAUUAAAUUACAAAUUAGUCCUGUUGAUUUUCCUAUAGAAAAACCUGCUACAACUAUUAACUAUAACGAAGAUAUGAGUCUAUUAGAUGAAAUUGAACAAAUAUCAGAAGAGUCCAUGAUAAAUAAAAAAAAUGAGGAGGAAAAUGAUGAACAAAUUUAUGGAAAAAAUGCGUUUAGCAAGCAAAAUUUAUCUACUGAUUUACCUGUUAUCAAUCCUAGUAAGGAUGUCAGUGGUGAUAACACACAGUCAUGCAAAAAAAAAGGAAAGAAGAGAAAUUACGAAGAUAUUGAUAAUUUAGGUGAUCAGAACAUUGAAAAAGAUAUAUAUAUUGCUCCAAAAAAAAAUUGUACUUAUCAAAUUGGUGCAGAUUUUGUUUAUUCUCUUUCUAAUAUUUUUAAAAUGCAAAUUAACUGCUUACCAGAUAGUGUAGUUCCAAGUUUACAAAAAUUAAGAGAUAUAUUAGACGAUGACAAUAAAAUUACAUAUAAUAAUAUAGAAAAAAAAAUUAACAUAAACAUUUUGCUAUUAAGAGAUAUUAUAACUGAGGAAAUACAAAAAAUUAAUCCUUCUGACCUAAGAGCAAUAAAAGAAUAUUAUGAUAAAAAUAUAGAAGGAGAAAAAUUAGUAAAAAGCAUUAAUAGUAAUAUUUUGUUAUUUAGACAUGAAACAAACCAUAAAUUUGAUAGAAAAGCAAUAUAUGAAAAAAUAAAGCAAAUUUUAGAAAUUUUUGAGGAUUUAGUCAAUGAACAUAAAAUUUUUCAGGAAUUAUAUUAUCAUAAAUCAGUUAUUAUGAAUAAAUUCAUAUACAAUAAAUUAUUUUCUAUUUCAUUUAUUCAAUCAUUAGAAGUUUGUAAACGUAUUUUUGAAUUAUUGAAAUGCAUGGAUGAAUUAAUAGAAUGUGCAGAAAAAUCAAUUAAAAAUGGAUUUAUAUUAAGAGAUCGUAAUUAUUUUCGUACGACUCAAAAUACUAUAUCUAGUCUUUAUUUAUUGAUAAUUUCAACUAUUAAAAAUAAUUUUAUUAAACUUGACAGUAUUUUGAAAACAUUGAAUUUAUCAUAUAAAGACCACGGUAUAAUAAUAGAAACUAUUUUUUAUUUUUUUAUAAAAGAAAACGUAAAAAAUAAGGAAAAAUUAAAGCCUUACAUAAAUAAACCUUAUAAACAAAAUUCUUUAGAAGCAAUAUAUAAUUUUUUAUUAGAGGAAGAAGGAAGUAUUAUGUACUACUAUAAUGAAGCAUUUAAAUUUUUUAAAUUAAAUUUAAGUGACAAAAAUAAGGAAAGAAUGCUCUUCAAUGAUUUAAUAAAUAACAAAGAUACUGCAAAUAAUUUAUUCUCUGUUUACGAAACUCUUAUGAAAUUAAUCGGAGGUUUAUUUAUUAAGAGACAGUUAACCAUUAUUAUGAAUAUACGUAGAUCAUUAUUUAGUAUAAAUUCAUUGGGAAAAAGGAAAAAUAUUUCGGGUGUAAAAAUUUUAAAUAAAGAAUACCAAUUAUAUUUACUCUCUCAAAUAGAAAAAGAAAAGUGUAAAAUGGAAAAUAUUAAGCUUAAUAUAAGAAAUUUAUAUUUAUUUGUUACUACAAAAGAUGAAAUAAAACAUAUUCAGGUAUCAGACUCUUUAAUAAAUAAAAUAAAUGGAAUUUUAUCAAUUUUACGUUUCAUUUGUAAAGUAGUAUAUAAAGAUGAAGAUAAAACUAAUCUUAAAAUAAAAAAGGCUAGAAUGGAAAAUAUUUUGCUUGCACUAUAUUAUGCCAACCAAAGGCUUUCAGAAUUUACAGAAAAUAAAAUACAAUAA